Pleurotus ostreatus (oyster mushroom) is the source of this 1455-nucleotide messenger RNA. RefSeq names its product Peptidyl-prolyl isomerase cwc27 (gene CWC27). Gene Ontology annotation, molecular function: peptidyl-prolyl cis-trans isomerase activity. Lineage: Eukaryota; Fungi; Basidiomycota; Agaricomycetes; Agaricales; Pleurotaceae. The record is from RefSeq and is a predicted model, not a curated record. Gene Ontology annotation, cellular component: catalytic step 2 spliceosome. Bases 1 to 1455 code for a protein of 484 amino acids. The transcript has 13 exons. Gene Ontology annotation, biological process: protein peptidyl-prolyl isomerization; protein folding.
AUGGCUCUUCCUACGCGUGGCCGGGUAAUCGUUGAGACAACUGCAGGGGAAAUAGACAUAGAACUCUGGUCAAAGGAAACACCCAAAGCAUGCCGCAACUUCCUAGCGUUAGCCAUGGAGGGGUACUAUGAUGGUGUGAUAUUUCACCGGAUUGUGCCAGGAUUCCUGGUGCAGACGGGAGACAGGACUGGAACCGGAGGUGGAGGAGAGUCUUUCUAUGGAGAGCCAUUUGAGGAUGAAAUACACCCUCGUCUACGAUUCGCACACCGCGGAAUAGUGGCAAUGGCCAACAACGGCACAAAAAACUCCAACGAUUCUCAGUUCUUCAUCACGCUAGACAGAGCUGAUGAACUACACGGGAAGCACACACUCUUCGGUCGUGUCAUGGGAGAUACAGUAUACAAUGUCAUGAAAAUCGGUGAAAUGGAAAUCGACGCGAAUGAACGGCCUGUCUACCCUCCGAAAAUCAAGACCAUUCGCAUCAUCGACAAUCCAUUCGACGACAUCGUCCCACGUAUAACAGCGGCCGAAAAACGCGUCCAACAACGUGCGCGUGAACAGGCACAGCGAGAGCGCGAAGAGGACGAGCGGCGGAAAGGUGCUAAAAAAAACACUAAGCUGCUGAGCUUUGGCGCAGAUGAAGACGGCGCAGAAGAGGAGGAACCGGUGGUAUUCAAGAAGAAGAAUAUAGUUCGACCAGAUCGUAUGCGAUUGGUGACUAACACUGAGAUGCCGUCUGCUCUCCCGGAUUUCGUUACACAGCCGCAGAAGGCCCAAGCAAGCCGACCAAAGGAUAGCGUCGCCGAAGAGAAACCAACGAAGGAACAGUCGAAACCAAGCAAAAAAGACGACGAUAUCUCCAAAAUCCGCGAGAAGCAUGCUCAGGAGCAAGCCGCCAGCGAACAAUCUCGAAAGGCGGAGAUCGAGAAGAUGGAGAAAGAGAUACGGAAGCUGACGAAGAAGCGUGACGGGAACGACAGCGACGACGAGCCGGCGAAGAAAAAGCCGAAGAAAUCGUAUCUGGAGGAAGAGCUUGCCAAAUACGCCAAAGGUCGUGGGUUGCAGAAGAAGGGCAAAGAUGGGCGCAAGAAAGACGAGUCAGACGUUCUCGCCGCUCUCAAUAGCUUCCGAGGAAAGCUGCAGAGCACCAUGACGGUGGACAGUGACGACGUUGGCGAGGGCGAUAAAGUUCAGGGUGAGGCAGUCGAGGGUGACGUGGAACAGACGAACCCUGGAGAGGAAGAGGGGAUGGAGGUGGACGAUGACAGAGGGUUUAUGGGACACGCGUUGCAUUUCCCGAAAGAUGAUGGAGAGGAGAGCCGGAAGGCUGAGCGUGAUUACGAAGUGAUUGAUCCUCGGCAACGAGGAGCGCGUGCUAAGGAAGAAGAGCGGGAGAGGCGGCGGCAGGAGGGGAAAGGCAAGAGAGGCGGCGGCGGUCGAAGCCAUCACAGAUAA